AUGAUUUCUAAGGACGCAAAGAUGGCUAAACUGAGUAAAGAGGAGUAAGUCAGAGUCUUUAAGGAUUUGUAAUCAGAUUUUGUAGAUCCCGAAUUAUCUACACCCGAAAAGAGGUUGUAAAUGGUAGAACACGAGAAGUUGUCCUUAUUUUCGUUGAUAACGAAGAGAAUUCCCACAGCCUAAAAUUAAUUGGAGAAAAGGCGGAAAAGUAUGAGAAUUUGGAGAGAGGACAAAUCGUGAUUAUCAGGAAUACAAGCAUCAAUCCCAAGCCUACAAUUAUGUUUACGCACACGGAGCUCCCAGAAACUACAAUCAUAUCCCCAACUGAAAAACCAAAACCAAAUCUAGAGGAUUUUCUCCAACCUCUGCCAGCUCCAAAGACCCCUAGCAAAAAAGACGAGCUCGUCCAGACUCUGCCAACUCCAAAGACUCCUCGCAAAAGACGCCAACUUGAUAGCACAACUCCCUUUACCCAGCCGUUUGAAGAAGGACUCGAACCUCCCAAUAAAUUAAACAAAAGAUUAUUUGAUUAA
This is a messenger RNA of Bursaphelenchus xylophilus (pine wood nematode), 533 nucleotides long. Lineage: Eukaryota; Metazoa; Nematoda; Chromadorea; Rhabditida; Aphelenchoididae. The record is from the annotation of a GenBank genome assembly.